Rotaria sordida is the source of this 1665-nucleotide messenger RNA. Lineage: Eukaryota; Metazoa; Rotifera; Eurotatoria; Philodinida; Philodinidae. The record is from the annotation of a GenBank genome assembly.
AUGGUCGUAACGUAUCUUGAUGCUUGGUUUACGACUGUCUCAACCAUAUGUAGCUGCGGUUUGACUACCAUAGAUUUUGCUCAACUUUCUCGUGCAUCACAGCUUGUUAUGAUGGGUUUUGCAUUCAUAUCAGGUUUUGCAAUGAGUACAUUGCCAGCACUUAUAAUUAAAGCUCAAACUCACAAAACUACUCAAGGUACCAACGUUGAUGAUGAUAAUGAAAAAUAUGAUCCAGAAAAUGAUGAUGAAUUAGAAAUGUCAAAUCUUCGAUGGGAUCAAAAUUUGCCGUCACAUAUUCGUGCCGAAUUAGCACGGUUACCAACACCUGUAAAACUACGUUAUCGUGCAUAUAUCAUGUGUAUCGUUCUUAUACUGAGUCUUUACUUUACUAUUUAUACUACUGGUUUCAUUGCUAUUGGUACAUGGCUUCAGACACAUAAUAGUCCAGAAUAUUUAAUGCAAAACAAUGUUACUCUCAAUCCAUGGUAUAUAUCAGGUAUGCUGACUCUUUUCAGUUUCAAUCAAAAUGGCUUAACACCUUUCUCAACAAGCCUUUCACGCUAUGCUGAUGAUGUUUUUCUCAAUAUUGUUCUGGUUUUAUUGGUGAUGAGUGGCUCGUCUUUCUUUCCAAUCAUUCUACGUAAUGUUGUUUUUCUCUCACGUCAACUUGCUCCUUGGCGUCAUAAGGUUAUUUUCGAUUAUAUUCUUUUGAACAAUCACCAUCUAUCUACUCUUCUAUAUCCUACUCUACAAACUCGCAUCUACUUUUUUGUCACCAUUAUACUAUAUUCAAUGGGUGUGGGUAUUUCACUCAUACUUGAUUUAGGCAGCAAAGACUUACAACAAUAUAGUCCUGGUAUACGUUUUAUCAUUUUUCUUUUUCAAACAGUAAAUUUACGAUUUUGUGGUUUUCAAUCGUUCGAUAUUAGUUUAUUUGCAACAGCAACACUUCUCGUCUAUUUAUUAUUGAUGGCGACUAAACCACAAAUGUUAUGUGCACUUGAUGAAUCACCAUUUGAAAUAUAUUGGUUAACUCUAGAAGCGCAAGCACAAGUUGAUGCUGAAACAAACAAUAACCAAACAAACAUGUCGAAGUCACUCCCGCUAAUGUUACAACGUGCAAUGUCGAUCACAUCAGCAACAGGUGCUGACGUUCCGCUCUUCAAACAAAUGAAAGGUUUUUUACGUCGGCAAAGUCUUGCCACUAAAGAACUUGCAAGAAAAGAAUUCUCAAGAAACAAUGAUGAUGAGAAAAUCAGUCCGAAAUACUCAAAACGUAUUAAAGCUUUACGAUUACGUUUAUUUCUUAUUCAUUUUAUUCGAGCACUUUUUAAACAUGCAUUUGACUUUUUCGUAUUAACACGAACUUGGUUGUUCGUUUUCAUUUUUCUUAUAUGUACUAUUGAAUAUCGUCGAAUGACACCAGUCGAUCCAGAUAUUACACUUUUAAAGAUUAUCUUUGAGAUCAUUUCUGCUUUUGGUGGAGUUGGUAUGUCUCUUGGCUAUCCAAAUAAGACAACAAGCUUUGCUUCUAUUCUUUCUGCUGGAAGUAAAGUCAUACUUAUUGCAACUAUGCUUAUGGGUCGACAUCGUGGUUUAUUAGCAUCGAUGAAAGAUCAAGAAGUAAUUGAAUAUAGUGCUAUGUAUAUAUUGGUUCGUCGACGU